Prorocentrum cordatum is the source of this 1411-nucleotide messenger RNA. Lineage: Eukaryota; Dinophyceae; Prorocentrales; Prorocentraceae. The record is from the annotation of a GenBank genome assembly.
GAGACAACGUGGGCGGCGUACGUGAGGAAGAAGAAGGAUAUGAUACCUCAGGGCAGGGCCUGCAGAGAUUGUAUGCAAUUGUUGCUUGAUGUCUGGCCAGGCGUUUCAUGGGAGGAUCACGCCACGAAGUACACUGCGAACAUCGAUGACCACAAAACGAAGGUCGACAUGGCGAAGGAGAUCAAGCUGAAGAAGAUUGAGGCUCCGUUCAACCAGGCAGAGGUCAGAUCGACCGAAACUGUGGGUUCCUACUUGUACUGGGAUGGCAUUGUCUUGGACUCGGAUCAAUUCACAAAAAAGUUCUUGCAUACCCACGAAGGCAUCCCGGAUGUAAUGGAGAUCUCGCUCAACAGAAAUUUGGACGGCACAGAAGAAAAAGCAUUCGUAUUCCAAGACCCCGACCAACCCUACCGCAAGAUUCGCUUCUUCAGUCAGUGCGAUUUGUCGAAGAGUAUUGGGUUGUUGCCAGCAGAGAAGCACUUGGUGGAUGGCCAAGCACGGGCCAAGUUCGAUUCGCAGAUGAAGCUAGAUGUUGGAGCUCGGAUCCAGCAGCUCCGAGGAAAUCAAUUCGCCAACCUCCCGACGCUGCAGGCGAUCGAGGAGAACGUCCGCAAGGUCAAGGUGGAUGAGGAUUCGAAGAAGAACAAAGACCUCGAGCAGAUGAAACAAUGGGAAGAGAGGAGGCGAGAGAAGAAAGCUGCCGGAGAAGAGCUUGAUGACAUCGGCAAAGAACUAUUUGAAUCGUCCUCCGAGGCCAGCGACGAAGGGCAAGUAGUCACCACGACACAUGUUCCAAAGGAGCAGGGCAAUGCCAAGACGCUCGCAGGCAAGUCUAAGAAAGGUGCAUCGUCGGGAGCGGCCGCAGCGAGGGCUUCAGUUGCUGGCUCCGUGGCUGGCGACCUCGGCGGCAUCGAGGAGUUGGAGAUCAAAAGCGGGGGCCUGAGUGGAAGCAAGACGGUCGUGUCGAUGAACACCGCCAGAUCGCCUGCCAAGGGAGACGCCCCAUCGGAUCCGAAGGGCGCGGUCGAGCAUUGGAUGAAUCGCGUGGACAUUGAUGACAUUCUCAGGACUGGCGCGAAGCUUGGGAAGGACAUCUUCCAGGCUGGCAAGAAGGCAAUGCAGGAGCACCCGAAGGCUGGUCGCAGCGCAGAGAGGCAUUGCAGAGUCGCAAGGCUGGCCGUCAAUUUAACCAAAGAGCACUUGCCCAAAAUGAAAGUGGCUGAGCUGAAGCAGCACCUGAAGGAGUUGAUAUCCUACAAGAUCGUGCUCCCGCAGUCGCACCAGCUGCUAGUUUGCGCGACGAAGGAAAACGAGUUGCGCCAGUCACCAUCCUUCGCUGGAUUUGCUGAGAACAGCGAUUUCUUUGAACUCUUACGCCUAGACGGUAUUACCAGCACGGGCGGCAGCUCAG